Molecule: messenger RNA, 3744 nt
Organism: Neurospora crassa OR74A
Lineage: Eukaryota; Fungi; Ascomycota; Sordariomycetes; Sordariales; Sordariaceae
Product: transcriptional regulator
Exons: 4
Coding region: 1439-3340 (633 amino acids)
Biological process (GO): negative regulation of rDNA heterochromatin formation; negative regulation of silent mating-type cassette heterochromatin formation
Cellular component (GO): Rpd3L complex; Rpd3L-Expanded complex
Source: RefSeq, a predicted model, not a curated record
GAACCCUCCCCGACGGACGGUACCAGUAAUUCACCACUCUACGGCCUCUACAUACCUAUGCAUACGACUUUCUUACAUCAAACUAUAUCUACUCGUCUCUGGAAACUGAACAGCAUCGACAAGCCGGCUUUCGACGCCGCAUCCCAGAGAUCAUUGAUAUCCUGGUCGAGCUGGCCCAUUAUCUUUUUCCCGGCACCGGAUUGGUCAACAUGGGGACCGAGCUUCCAGAUGGCCCCGCACGCUUUGGCGCUGCCACUGCCGCUACCGUGAGGAGGAGUGAGGAGGUGCCUGAGUGACGGACGGGAUCAGACCGGGGUUGGUGGGUGGGUGGGCGGCAGCCAGAGUGGGUGCCCGGGCGGACAGCUUUCUGCCAAAAUUUACUGCAAGCAACUGCAAGAGCGCCGUGUCGGGUUGGUGGUGGUGGUGGUGGUGGUGGUGGUGGUGCAUCGUGGUGCCGUGGUGCGGUGCGGUGGUCCCGUCUUUUUUGGGGCUGGCAACUCGACUAGGUCCCGGGCUCGGUUUCCACCAUUGUACACACACCAAGAGAGACCAGCCAUCGCUUCCUCCUUCCAGGCAGUGCCGUCCUCGCUCUCCUCUUUUCUGGAAAUCCUCACCACGUACACCCUGGGCCACAGACACGAAAACCCGACUUGUCGAACUUUGUUAUUUCCGUCAUGAGAAAUAGUUUACCACCCACCUACCACGUCGACCACCGCUCCCCGAUCUCCAAUUUGGCGUAGCCAGCACUUCGGAUCCCGUCAUAGACAUCUCGUCUCGCCGUCCUCCGUCCCCUCUUCUUCGUUUUUUUUCCCACCCUCGUACCCGCUCAAUCUUUUACCCAAGUUAGCAGCGAACGAGUCUUGCUUUCGUGGACAUUUACACAAGCAAGCCGGCGACAUCCUCAUCUCGAGCACGCCCCCGAUCGAGCACCCUCCUCACUUGGCUGGAUUUUCGACCUGAGCCCUCGCGAUCCUCCGCCGUCGGUCGAUCCAUCCUCGAUAAUUUACGCUUCUCUACCACCAAGCACCGGCUUCAAGCUACGAUUCGAACCUAGCACGAGUCUCAUAACCUCGACACCUUCGAUUGCAUCUUUACUCGACGAUUGUGUCAGAUUCAAUUUGCGGUCGAGACUCGGCCUCGUCGAGUCCUCGCUUCUCCGUGACCACAUCGACAGACGACCGCGUGAUUCGGGUCUGCUCCCGCCAUCACGCCCCAUUACUUCUCCGACCAUCCACAUCGCAAUUGUCGAGCUUCAAGUAAAACGAAAUUGUUUUAGUGCUAGGGUGCGUCAUUGUCCCCAGGCACUCCGGAUACCCGACCGCAGAACCCCCUCCCAACGGGCCUGCGGAUCGCGUUCUUCUCUUCGACACCAAUCGUGUCGAUUAUAUACCCUACAUACUUCGAGCUCCUGCCUUGACUGCGGCCCCAGCUGCAAGCAAUGGCAGGGUCCGAUCCGAGGCGGUCGUCAAGAGCGCGAACCUCCCAAUCACAAUCGCAAAUCUCGUCCAGCACGUCCAGCACGUCAGGUCGUGGUGAGCGCAGCACCAGGUAUUUCAACAAAGCUGUCUCACCACAAAAGUCAAGCUCCUCGGGAUCGCUAUCCUCUGAGGCUCCAGACGAGACAAUUACAGCGGACGACUCGUUUGGUACCCGGCGUCGUACCCGCGGUCAGCAGGAAGAAAGAGAGAGGGCAAAUAACAAGUCUGAGCAGGUCGAAAUGGCACACGGCGACGAUGACGCUCAAGACGAGGACGAGGCCGUUCGUUGCAUUUGCGGCUACGAGGACUACCCAGGCCCUCCGCCGUUUGACGAAGACUCCAAGCAUGGCUUGAAGGACGGCAUGGAUAUCGAUCCCAUAUUCGCGACCGAUGUCACCGACGAUGCGGCCGGAUUUUUCGUACAAUGCGACAUUUGCAAGGUCUGGCAACAUGGCGCCUGCGUUGGCAUUAUGACCGAAGAGUCAAGCCCAGACGAAUAUUUCUGCGAAGAGUGCCGCAAAGAAUUCCACAAAAUUUUCACAGCGAGCAACGGACAACGCUAUUCGCACUACCUACCCCUUAAGCGCCCCUCUCGAACCACUUCUAGAUCCGCCUCUCUCAACAAGGAUGGCACGAGAUCACCGCCCAAAGAUAAACCGGAGGGCCGCAACGGACGUGGUACGACCACUUCCUCCGCGUCGAAGCGAAGAUCUACAAUGAACAGCCGAGGCGCUGACUACGACGAAGCUGAAGCCCUGAGACGGGCGAUUGAAGCAAGCAAAGAAGAUGCAGCUUCUGAACAACCCGAAACUACCACGAGAAGAACAAAGCGAGGCAGAAGCGAUAGCGAAGAAAAGUCAGAAAACAAGAGGCAGAGGACGAGCUCUCGAUCGGCCUCUCCUAGCCUUGACAAGACCACUGAGGACUCUGACGACGCCGGCACAACAACGCGGAAUGGUGCAAAGUCUAGAUCGCGGGGCGGCGUAGCAGGCCGCACUCUGCGCACCGAGAAGACAACUGAAAAAGAAGAACGCGAACGACAAAGGGCUGAGGCAGCAAACAAGCGAAAGGGUAGAGCUGAGCGCCGGCGAGCUGAUGAUUCAGACCCUUCGGACGAGUUACCACUAGCAGCUCGUGCGGCAGUGAACAAGACGCCCGCUACAACGACACCGGUCGCAGCCGCCACCGCCGUGACCACUACAACGACUACUACUACCACUACUAUGGCUACCCCUGCCGCUGCGGAAGAACCGGCAGAACAAGAAGAACAAUCACCAGCGGUACCCGAACCCCCUCCUGCCUCACAGUCCACUCCGGAAGACCCUCCCGCUGCAGCUACUCCCACAGCCAAGAUUGAGAAGAAGCGAUCACAUAAGAAGAAGGGUCGCAAUCAAUACACACGUGAUGACAACGAGCCAUCGCCUGCAAGAUCACAGUCAGGGGAGGCACCAGCUGAAGUACCGCCUCCUCCGAAGCCAAGUAAGGCCGAAGAGAAGGCUACUGGACACGGAAAACAAGGGAAGAAUAAGGGUGGGAUGAACAGCAAGAUCACCAUGACUGACAUGAAGAGGAGGGCCGCAGCACUCCUUGACUUCAUUUCGCGAACCCAAGUUGAGCUUGCUGGCGAGUCACCAUCGGAUGAUGACAAGACGAACGGCAACAGCGUCGCACCACAGUUAGCAACUGACUGUGAAAAGCCAGGGUCGGCAACAGGCAUACUCGGGGUCAAUUGCUCGACCCCAGCCGCUGUCAUGACUUCAGAAGGGCAGCUAGGAAAGGAUUUCAAGGACCUCAGCUGCGUGGAGAUGAUGGACAGCUUGACCCGGAGGUUGGUCAAGUGGCAGCAGGAGUAUACAGUGUGAUACAAUGAGCGGAUAAUGGAUGUUAUACUUGAUGUGCAUGUGGCAUGGAUUACGUCGGAUAAAGGCUGAUGAUAACUUGCACGUUUUCGAUUUUGGGUUUCUUUUUUCUUUUCCACUUUCGUUUGUCUUGGUGUUUUCUCGGGCAGAACGGUGCUAUCAUUAGGCAGGUUUUUGCGAUGAUUGGAUGCUUUCGAAGUUUUAUAUCGAGAGUACUCGGGAUAGCUGUAUCCUCCCUUCCACCUACUGACGACGUGGGCGAAUGGGUGGUGAGGCCAGCGAUGCAUUUAUUGGGGCGUUUUUUUUUUUUUUUUGGGUUUAAACAGGAUAAUUGGUUCUGGUAGUACCUAGGACGGCGUGGGUAUCAUUGAUAACGGAGUAUAGAGUUUUCAAGAAUUUCAUCACCU